This is a messenger RNA of Oreochromis niloticus (Nile tilapia), 2900 nucleotides long. RefSeq lists its product as uncharacterized. NCBI's taxonomy places the organism in Eukaryota, Metazoa, Chordata, Actinopteri, Cichliformes, Cichlidae. The record is from RefSeq and is a predicted model, not a curated record. The transcript is spliced from 8 exons. Bases 899 to 2554 code for a protein of 551 amino acids.
UGUGUACACUGUUAACCUUUGCUGUAUUUUUCACAGUAAAAUACCACAAAAUGCCCAGUAACUUACCUGAAAACAUUUCUACAGUUAAUUACUGUAAUUUGCUAUGCAUUAUGGGUAUAUUAAGGUUAUUUACAGUAACUUACUGUAUUUUUUAAAAUUGCGGUAGUAGUUAUACCUACCGUUAAAACAUUAGCAGUAGUGCUACUGUAUUAUGUGAUUUGAAUGGUUCAUCAUACUGUUUGUGUAUUUUUACUCUUUCAGUGGUUGGUUGCAAUAGUGCAUUACAUUUUAACUCUUGAACCCUGAACAAGAUUCACACUUCCUUUUAUUAAUUUUUGUACUUGCCACUAUUCUGUUGUUGGAUUUCACUUAGGCUGUUGCUGCUGUCUGUUUUUUUGUGUAAUUUUGUACUUGUGACAAGUAGUGAAUAAAGUUAUUUAAAAAAGACGCAGAAAGGCGAACUUCAGUCAGUGGAGAAUAUUGUAAUAAUUUGGCGGAGGCUUCUCAGUCGAGCAGUAACUGAAUUGCUCAUUUACUGAACGUGCAACAUGUACAGAACUCUUCUGGGAACUAGUCAACCCAACUUAGUGAAACACACACUGAAUGCAUGCUGGCCCCGCCCACGUACCUCUACCAACCACCACUCCAUAUCCUGACUGACAUGACCUGUGAUCCAGUGAUUGACAGGAGAGGAAAGACAGGCUAACUUUGUUAGCUCUUCGUUAGGAUAUGCUCGAGAGGACAAAAGAUUUUGCACCUCGUUAUUGUUGGACCUCUGUGUGGAAACAGCGAACGGGACGUCAUAAGUGUGGUGCAUUGCUGUCCUCCUGCCCUUGCUGGCCGCGCUGACAGUGUGAUGUAGCCUCAGUUCUUUGAGAGACAAGACAAAACAGCAGAUAUGGACAGUGGCAGCCUACGUCAUGAAAUUAACCUGGCAUUACCUGACCUGCAUGAAGAGACAAAGAGGGCAGUUAUUGAGCACCUGACAGACAUUAUUGGUGUCAGAAACAGAGAAGAUCUCCUGUUUGUUGAGCCUGAUGAUAUCAAGCCUUUCUUGACACCAAUUCAAAGUCGAAGACUUGUUCAAGUAUUCAGAAAAGUGGAGUCUGGCUCUUCAAACAACCCAAAGGAACCUGAAACCACCUGCUCAACAACUGUGCAAGUGCCACUACAGGCUAAUUCACUCUGUUCUGCACAAGCAUCAGGUCAACUCCCUUCCACACAACCAAAUGUAAGCAACACCUCCUGGAUCAGCAAUUUUUCAGUUCCCUGGGAGAAGAUGCCAACAAGACUUUCACAGGCCUUGGCAUCUGGUGGAAUGGCUCACCCAGAAGACAGGAGAAUAAUGAUUAGGACUGUUGUAGAAGAAAUGAGAGUACACUGCCCCAACCCUAACAGAGCUGCUUGUGGGGAGGUAGCUAGAGCUAUUGUAUCUAAGUAUCCCGCUACCUUUGCAGAUAAGACUGCAGAAGGUGAGCAAUUAGGCUGUGGUUAUUAUUCCCUACUCAAACAGCUUAAAACAAGAGUUGAACAUGUAAAUAGAGACAAUGUCAGCAGCAGAAUCCGGCAGCCAAGGAAAAGGUCUACCAGGGAAAACAAUGAGGGUGAUGUUGCCAUCAAAAGGGCGAGAUCUGAACUUGAUAGCUAUGGUUGCAUCAACUGGCAACCCACAACCCUACCAGAAGGAGAAACGACUGAAACUUUGGAGACAAAAAGACAGACUAUGUCAACUGUCUUCAGAUCAGCAGGUCCUCAAGCAAUUGAAACAACAGAUGUAAAUACUUAUAUGUCUUUGACUUAUAUUUACCAGAGGCACAUGCUUAAUUCUUGGCCUGCCCCCACCUUAUGUGAGGUUCAAGAGCACUGGCCAUUUCUUUUUACUAAAAGAGGCCUCUGCACUCACUUCCACACACUCACAGAUAUUGAGGUAGAUACACGUCUCAGUGAAGCCCUUCUUACGAAAGGAAGGAGAAUUUUGAACUUCUUUCAAAGCCAGAGACUUCAGUGGAACAAGGAGAUUGAACAUCUGCUACGUGAGUGCGACAGUGCAAAGCUGAACCACAACCAGAUCGCCACAGCAGCCAUCCUUCUUCUGAUGAAGUACUUCCAAGAAAAAGAGGACUCAAUCUUCAUCUUGGCUGAUGCUUUUUCCACCAAGAUGUCUGUUGAGAGAGAGAUGACCUUACCCAUCACACCAAGGGUAAUAGCGCUUGGGAAUAAUUUCAUGUCUGCAAGCCGCUGGAUGAUCAGUUUGGAGGGCAAGGUAUUUUAUGAGCCUGAGCAGAUGCAUGACUUUGCCAGCACCCUUGCUGUCUUCUUUGCGUCAUACUACGUUUUCAACCUUGAGUAUCAGGAGUCAGCGUCCAUCACACUGGAGAUGAUACAGAGGUUCUUUGUGAGGAUCAAUCCAGACAUGGGAACAAAAUGCCCUGCAAAACUUGGUACAAGCCGCAAGACAGGUCGUGUCGUAAAGAGGAAGGUUACAAGCGUCAGCCCUCGGAUCACCACCUUCCUCCAGCGGCUCUCUGAGUUUGAAUGGAGGACUUCCAACUAGGUGGUGAUGAAGACUACGCUGAACCUGACCAUCCUGGUAACGGAAAUCUAAAUCCCAUUUCACAUUCUAUUUCCUGGGACCCACUGAUAAUUAUUACAUUUUGUAAAUGAUUUUUGUUUUAUAAUUGUAAUAGUUUAUUUAAUGUUCAUGCUGGUGGGUUUGUCCUGUUUUUAGUGGAAUGAAAAACUGUUUUCCUUAAAAAAAAUCAGACACAGAAAGGUGAAGGACUGUGUAGUUUUCAUAUACGCUUCUAUUUAUUUUGGUUAUUGACAUUGUUUUUAUUCAGUCGAAAAAUGUUUUUCUUGUUAAAAUUUUUUUUAUCAACAAUAAAUGUUGGUUUAAUUCA